UCUUUCAAAAAAUUUAAAUUCAAUUAUUUUUAUUUAUUUCUUACAGUGUUGAACUGGUUUCAAUUGUUGCAUACCAUCUACUAUCAAUUGAAACUACAACCGCUACAACCUUUUCAUUUCCAAAAUAAGCGCCAGUCCUACCGCACGUACCAUGAAGAAAACAUUACCCGAGACUGUCUUUCCGGCACACAAACUUCGUUAUUGCGAUUUUUGAGGGAGGAUUGUACUUUGUACACACAAAGCAACUGCAUUAUUCUAGCAGCAAAUAGAUAGAAUAUCAAGCGAGAGAGCGCGCAGUCAAUGCAAUUUGGGAACGAGAGCGUAUUGUUUACCUACAAACUCAUCCCUGUUGUUCACCUGGCUUGUGGACGAACAGCAGAAACUUCUUCUUGUCUGCCAAAACAAAACCAGCCGUUAAAGUGAGCACACGUACAUUUGUAUUUUAUUUAUGGUAUAACUGCGAAAUUAAAUUAUAAAUUUACUUUUUUUUUUACUUUGGUUGGAAAUUAAGAAAAAUGGUUGAAGGCGGCAGUUUAAUUGUUUGCUAUCGGAAACAAAUAGUUAACAUUCAUUACGAGUCCACAAAUCGUUACGAACAGAUCAUUAAGUUGAUUAUUCAGCGCUUCAAUAUUCCGGCCUCGCAUGAGACAGCCUUGCUGAUCUCCACCGAAAAUGGCAGAAUUUUUGAUAAACUACAGUUCGACUACUUUCUCACGCUCUUCCCGAACCCCAGCAUGGUUUUCUACAUACGUUAUGAUUACAAUCGUGCAGUCGGCAUAUUGCUGUCACCGCAGCCGCAAGAGGAAAUUGUAAAAACAACAACAGAAAGUAGUGAUAUUGAAAUGAAAAAGAAAAGUGAGAACCAAGUUGGUGAAGUUGAUCAAUGUGCAUCGCAGUUUACACCAGUCUAUCGUAUGAAUUGCUUCAUCUACGAAUAUCCCACAACAGCUAUGACAUUAACAAAUGACAGUGCUCAGAAGCAGAAAGCUAAUAUGAAGAAACAGUCACCGCGUAGCGAAUUUGUGAAGCGCGUGAAAAAGCGUUUGCAAAUGGGUGAAUUGAAAAGGCGUACAAUGAAACCUUUGGCGCACGUUAAACGCUUUAUGCGACUGUGAGGGAGGGAGAGGUAGAAAAGCUUAGCAAUCAACGACUAUCGUGUUAUUAUUUACAAUUAAGAUUUAUAAAUUAUGUUUUUUCUCCAAACAAAAAUUAUUCAAUUUUUGGCUGACUGUAUACGACUCUAUUUUUAUUUAUUCCUAGUUAUUAAAAUAAUUUAAUCUAUGAACUGAUUUAAUCAUAUACUCAACCAAGCAAAGCAAUCAAAUAUUUGUGUACAUACUUAUAAAACUAUAUAUAACCCUUUAUAUACAUAUAUCCUAUACAUAUGUAUAUAAUAGUAUUAACCGCUUAAGUGUUUUAUUAAAUUUUUUAUUUUUUCUGGAAAUCAUUUUUAAUUUUUAUUUCAAAUUAAAUAUAUAUAUAUAUA
Molecule: messenger RNA, 1486 nt
Organism: Bactrocera oleae (olive fruit fly)
Lineage: Eukaryota; Metazoa; Arthropoda; Insecta; Diptera; Tephritidae
Source: RefSeq, a predicted model, not a curated record